GAAUGUGCAAUGUGCAUUGUUGGUUUGUUGGAUUUGUUGGCAUUUAGUAAUUUAUAUUCUGUGACUCAAGUCUCGGUUAUCACUUAUCAAUUUUAAUAACAUUGAUAGCUUGGAAAGGCGGGUAGUCAGUAGAUAGUCAGUGCCACUGGAAAUUUAUAUAUUCUUCGAUCUUCGACAUAGAAAUAGUCAUAUACUACGUGGAAAGGCUUUGAUUAUUUAAAAAAGCAGAAUUUGAUGGAGAUACCGAGUGCUAGCACAACAAAUUUGACGGAAAUGCCUUCAGUUGAAAGAACAUCGGAAACAUCUCACCUCGUAUCAGCGAAUAAUAAUUCUAAACCUAGUUACUUAAAUAUUUUGAGCAAUAUAUGUGCUCUUUUGUUCACGGGAAUAAUAUUUUAUUGCUGUUUUAAGAAUGGAGUAUCAUUGUUCUCAUUUCAUCCUACGCUGAUGUCUUUAGGGUGGCUGAUAUUUAUGACUUCUGCUGUGAAUGCUGUUACUCCGGGAGACUUGGCAACUGAAUGGAUGCCCAUUAGGCUCAGAAGUGCUCGUCACUGGGUCUUACAAUUAGUAGCAGUACUUUUUGUUUUAAUUGCAUUUUUCGUUAUACUUUCAAAUAAAAUUAUCAACGACAAAGAACACUUCAAAUCUUUACAUGGAAAAUUUGGAUUAGCUUCUUUUAUAUUUAUGGUCUGCACUAGUUUGGGAGGCUUAGGAGCACUUUAUAGCCUUAAACUUAAAGAAUACCUUGCACCGAUUUAUACAAAAUUAGUUCAUGCAUCUUUUGGUCUCAUUACAUUCUGUUUAGGCACUAUAACAAUAAUACUGGGCACUUUUUCUGCAUGGUGGUCAUUCGGAGAAAUAUUAAGAUACACCUGUCUAAUACUUGUGCUUUUAAUUAUGAUCCUAACGGUAUUAAGACCAAGUCUGAAAAUCUAUUUUCGCUUAAAAGAAAGACUUGGUUACAAUAAUAACUAAGUAACUUAGAUUAAGAAAAAUAAUAGGCAUAAUAAUAUAUAUUAUGCAUUAAAUAUAUGUUCUAUAGAAUUCAUUUUUAAACCUAAGAAAGUUUACUUUUUGAAGAUUUUAUGUUUAGGAAAAUUGUAUUUAUCAAUUUUAGAUAUACAGUUUUUUGAUUGUUAUAGUUGUUUACUUUAUUACUACAUUUGGAGUCUAUUUUAGGUUAUAAAAAAAUAUUACUGUAUUUCUACAGUUUUGUUACCUACAUAAAAAAACUUCCAAAGAAUUUAGACAUAAGAAUCAUUAUAUCGAAUCUUAGAGAAAGGCAUAUAUCAUUAGUCAUGCUUAAAUGUAUCGCAGAUUAUUUUAAAUGCUGUGAUAUUAUAAUUUCACUAGUGACUGUAAUUGAACUGAAUUUAAAUCAUCGUCUCAAUUUCAUACAAUAUUAGGAAACAAUUUCAGUGGAAUUAUAUUUUCACUGAAUACAUUUGGCCCAGUUUCUCCGUAAAUUUAAAAGUACGAAAUAAAACUUAAAAAUAAUCACUGUUGCACAUAACAAUAGCUUAUUACGUAAUGGUUUAUUUCUUGGUCUAUUUCUUAACUUUUAUUUUGUUUGCUUCAGAUACUAUCUAUUAUAUCCGGAAAUACUUUAUGUCGCCUUGUGCAUCGUACAGAAGAAACAAAUUUUGUUUCUAUUUUCAGACAGACAUGUCUAACUUUCUAUGAAUCCUUAAGCUAUGGCGUUAACUUUGUUUUUUUUUUCUUAUGUUAAUUGUACUAUUAUUGUCUAUAAAGAAACUGAUGAACUAUUUAGAUAUAAUUAUUUUAAACAAAUACUAUCAUUACCUGGUCUACGUCUAUGAUAAUUCUCUAAAUUAUUUAUUUCGAUCAGUUUUAUUCAUUAAGUCACGAAGGUAAAGUGUCAUUAAAUAAUUGUUUGGAUCUUCUUAAUUAAUUAUCAGUCGUGACCUGGUUAUUUGUUACGAAUAAG
Messenger RNA from Vanessa atalanta (red admiral), 1948 nucleotides. RefSeq names its product transmembrane reductase CYB561D2-like. The transcript is spliced from 2 exons. NCBI's taxonomy places the organism in Eukaryota, Metazoa, Arthropoda, Insecta, Lepidoptera, Nymphalidae. Gene Ontology annotation, molecular function: transmembrane monodehydroascorbate reductase activity. The record is from RefSeq and is a predicted model, not a curated record. The coding region runs from base 235 to 975 and encodes 246 amino acids.